Messenger RNA from Lampris incognitus (smalleye Pacific opah), 1390 nucleotides. Its product is annotated as 2-oxo-4-hydroxy-4-carboxy-5-ureidoimidazoline decarboxylase-like. The record is from RefSeq and is a predicted model, not a curated record. Gene Ontology annotation, biological process: allantoin metabolic process. Gene Ontology annotation, molecular function: carboxy-lyase activity. The transcript is spliced from 2 exons. Lineage: Eukaryota; Metazoa; Chordata; Actinopteri; Lampriformes; Lampridae. Bases 182 to 706 code for a protein of 174 amino acids.
AUUGGAACAUACUGUGCAAAGAGAAAAAUUAAGAAAAAUCCCAUUUAAGAGGGGAAAAAAGUUAAAGAAAAUAUUAACCACAGACACACACACCCCCCUCCGGGGGUCCAAUAGUGGCACGGGUUAACCUUGCCUUGUACCUUGACUCGUGCAGCGAUUCGUCAGUGUUCCAGCAAACAUCAUGGACAUUACAAGGAUUAAUUCUCUGUCCUACGAGGAUUUCGUGCACGUCCUUGGCAAUGUGGUGGAAAACUGUCCCGUUAUAACUGCUGCCGUGUGGUCCAUGCGUCCCUUCGCCAGCCUGGCUGCCUUGGAGGCUGCCGUCACUGAUUUUAUCGAGGCCCUUCCUGAACAAGGGAAAGAGGGCAUCCUGCGGUGUCACCCUGACCUCGCUGGCAGGGACCUCCGCAACGGCACCUUGACCCGCGAGUCGCUGGAGGAGCAGGCCGGGGCCGGACUGGACGCGCUGGACGCGGCGGAGCUCUCGCACAUGGCCCGCCUCAACGGGGAGUACAAGGAGCGCUUCGGCUUCCCGUUCGUCAUUUGCGCCAGGAUGAACGACAAGGAGGCCAUUCUGCGCCAGCUGUCACGCCGCCUCGCGCACGGCUGCGCGGAGGAGAGGGCGUCGGCCAUAGAGGAGGUGAAGAAGAUCUGCCGCCUGCGCCUCCGCAGCCUUGUGCUCCCCGACCCGCCCAACAGGUUAUGAGCCUGUGGAGCGGACGUCGCGUUCCACCAUUUCCGUUCAUUUGCCAGAUUCAUUAAAGAUCUAACGAGCAAUAGUAACCUGCUCGUGGUGUGUUAAUUAAAGAAACCACGCGCGGCUGGCGGCUGGCCAGUGCGGGGCGCUGGGGAGCCGCCCCCUUCAGACGUCAAGAGACGAAAAUCUACUUAAACAUACAUCCAUCCAUUGUCUUAACAGCUUAUCCUGCUCUCAGGGUAGCGGGGAUGCUGGAGCCUCCAGCAGUCAUCGGGCGGCAGGCGGGGAGACACCCUGGACGGGCCGCCGGGCCAUCACGGGGACAGACGCACGCACGCACGCGCACAUUCAUUCCUAGGGGCAAUUUAGUACGGCCAAUUCACCUGACCUACAUGUCUUUGGACUGUGGGAGGAAACCGGAACUGAAACCCACACAGACACGUGGAGAACAUGCAAACUCCACACAGAGGACGACCCGGGACGGCCCAUCAAGGUUGGACUACCCCGGGGCUCAAACCCAGGACCUUCUUGCUGUGAGGCAGCCGCGCUAGCACUGCGCCACCGUGCCGCCCCUACUUAAACAUGUUAAAUAUAAUCGUAUUAUGCAAAUAAUUAUGAAAUAAACGUGUGUUUCAGUCUGUGAGCGCCUGUCAGCAGCAUUAAAUAUUGGUUCCAAAUGGUCUUUGGUUGAUU